AUUCGGGACAAACACACGUUCGAAAUUCUUUUUGUUGUGAUCAUUAAUGCGGCUUUGUUGACAUUAUUCGUUUCAUCAUUUUUCAAUGAUAAUUUAUUCAAAGAAACAAAAAAAUGUCGAUACCAAGUACAAAAUGUUUUGAUCUAAUUCAAACAUUAAAUUUUGAUCAAUUAGAUCAAUUAUCAACAAAAGAUUUACGUUAUAUAUUACCAUGUUUAGUGCGUAUGUGUCAUUGUGAUACAAUAGAUUCAUCAAGAAAAUGGCUGGAUAAUCGUCGUAAAUUAAAACGAAUUCUGAUAACAUUUCCCGAAGCAAAUGAUCUACGUCAAAUAUUAUCUAUUGAUUAUGUUCAAUUAGAAUCUGAGGUGAAAAAAGAUUUACAAUUACGGCUGAAAUCAUCUAAUCAACCACAACCACAUGAAACCUAUUUACUAUCAUCAAUUUUCAAAACAUUCAAUUUAUCAACCAACGAUUCAUAUAAUAAUAAUGAACAUUAUUUGAUAAAAAUAUUCGAACAAAAUAAUCAAAAUCAAUUGAUACGUAUGAAAUUAAUUUUAAAUGAAUUACUUACAUUAAUAAUUUAUUUGAAAAAUCAAUCAUAUCAAUUAAUGAAUGUUCAAUGUCCCGUACAAUCAGAAUUAUUUGAUCAAGAUAUUUAUCUUGAUGAAAUUGUUGAUUUAUUAUAUUUUGCUAUUUCCGAAAUGCCAAAUACAUUACAAUUAUUUGAAAUUGUUGAAACAUUAUUAUUAGUAAAAAAUGGUCAACAAAUAAUUGUACGUUUAGUUGGAAAUUUUUCCGAAUCAUUUCAUGAAAUAUGUAGUACAUUAAUACAGAAUAGUGAUCAGAAUUUGAUUGAAGAACAAAAUUUUCUAUCGAUUAAUCGUGUACAAGUAUUACGUAAACUUUGUCAAAUGAAUCAAUCUGAAUCAUUAUCAAUUCGUAAUGAAGCAAUUGAAUUAUGUCGUAUGCCAAAUUUGAUUGUAAUGCUUACAUUGGAUCAUUUAAAAUUGCAUGAUAAUUUGAAUGAAACAUCAACGACUACGACGACAACGAAUUCUGAUGUUUUAUCAUUUCUUUCGGGAAUAUUAUUAAGCAAUGAUGAUAAAAUACGACAAUGGUUUUCACAAUAUAUUAAAAGAAAAAAUCUUGAUCAAUCAAUACAGACAAAUUGUUUUCUGGAAUUUCGCGAACAACUUUUACGUCGUUUUCGUUUGAUAACGGAUGCUAUGAUGAAUCUGUCGAAUAAUUCACUGACAACAACAACAACGAAUGGUACUAGUAAUCAACAAAUGAAAAUCGAAGAAUCAAUCAUUACUGAAGCCUGUUUAAUGUUACGAUUAUAUUGUGCAUUGCGUGGUGUUGCAAUGAUGAAAUUAAAUGAUGAUGAAACACAAGCUAUUAGUAAAAUGAUUGUUUGUCGUCCACCACCACAUAUUGAUAUUGGUGUACGUUUUGUUUCGGUUGGCCUUUGUAUGAUUUUAGCAUUUCCACAAAUGAUUAUUAGUCAAGAAUCGGAAAUUAUUGAAUGGAUAAAAUGGUUGGUUAAAGAGGAAAAUUAUUUUGGACAAAAAGCUAAUACCCGUGCUUCGUUUGGUGAAAUGCUUUUAUUGAUUGCUAUAUUUUUUCAUUCAAAUCAACUGACACAGAUUGGUGAAUUAGUAUCAUCAACAAUCGGUAUUAAACAUUCAUCUCGUACUAAUGAUUUAACAUUGAUUAAACAUAUUUUCAUUCAAGAUAUAUUUACUGAACAAACUGUUACAUCACAUGCUAUAAAAGUACCUGUAACAAAAAAUUUAAAUGAUUCGAUUACAGGUGCUUUACCAAUUCAUUGUAUAUAUCAAUUAUUGAAAAGUAGAGCAUUCACUAAGAAUAAAGUACCGAUAAAAAAUUGGAUAUUUCAACAGCUAUGUAAUUGUAGACCACCAAUUCAUCAUAUUUUACCAUCAUUAAUUGAAGCAUAUGUUAAUUCAAUUCUUUUGCCAACAAGUCAAUCAGCACAUAUGACAAAUGAACCAAUUGCUGAAGAAGAUUUAAUAAAAGUUUUUCAACGUGAUGUAUAUUCAUUUGAACCGGAACAAAAAAAUGAUCGAAAACAACAACAACAACAAUCAGGUGGUGAAGAUUCAACUGAUAAUGAUGAUAAUGAUGAUGAUUCAAUGAUGAUGGAUAAUAGUUCUGAUCUGGAUGAACAAAUGGAUAUUGAUGAUGAUGAAACUGAAGAUGAAAUGGAUGAUAAUGAUGAUACAAAUGUUAAGAAUUUAAAUUCAAAUGAAAAUCAAGUAUCAUGUUUAUUAACAUCACAAUUAUUAUUUCUUUAUUAUGUAUUACUUUAUGAAGAUGUACGUCUAUCAAAUAUUCGUAAUGUUGAUCGUCCAUCAUUAACAUAUACGAAUGAAUUUAUGUCACGUUUACCAAUAUUUUACCUGAUACAACGUACACAAACAUGUCCAAAAGAAUAUGGACUAUUACGACCACCAUUAUUACGUUUAAUAUCAUUUCAUUAUCCACAUUUAUGUUUAGUACGUGAUUGGUUACCAAGACCAAAUUUUUCCGUACAAAAUCAUCGAUCAUUAUUUCAAUCAAAUGAUCGUUAUCAAAUUAAACAAAUUAUUGUACAUCGAAAACGGCUAAGAAAAUUAUUUCAAAAAUGUUUACAUUCAUUUAAAGAAAAAUUAUAUAAUCAAAAUCGUGAAUCAUUUUAUUAUUUAGAACAAUUGAUAAAAUUACCUGAUGAAUUAUUAUGGCCAUUUGCAACGGAUUUUAUACAAUUAUUACCAUGUAUAUUGGAUGUUGAUACACCGAAAAAAAUUCUUUUGCUAAUAAGAAAAAUUUGGUUUCGUUUAAAUUAUAUUUUUCCAACCAAAUUAUGGGUUAUGACUGUUAAUAUUCUACGUUGUGAAUCAUCAACAAAUGGUUUAUUAUUAUUAUCAAAUAAAUGGAAUCAACAAACAUGGGAAGAUUUAGUUAUGAAUCCAAAUUUUUUAUUUCGUUGUGAUCAACGUGUUUUUCGUAUACCAGAAUUAAUGGAAAUUCAUCUUCACAUACUUGAUGGUAUAUUAUCAGCAUCAAAAAUUCGUUGUAUACAUCAUAAUAUGGAAUGUAUUAGUCGUCAUACGAGUGAUGAUGAAAAAAAGAAAAGAGAAGAAUUAUCAAGGAUUUAUAAUCUAACAUGGGAUUCUGCUUCAAUUCAAAUGCUAUUGGAUUGUUGUUCAACACAAAUUGAUCAAAAUGUUCGUGAAAAAUUUUAUCAACAACAACAACAAUCAUUGGAUGUAUCAAAACAAAGUUCAAUAUUAAAUCAACAAAUUGAUUGUUUAUUAUCGAAUCGUAGAGAAAUUCAAGGUUUAAUUUGUACACAUUUACAUCAAUGUUUUAUUGCUGAUUGGAAUCUAGCUAAAACUGUUUCUACACAAGGUUAUGAUCCAGAAUUUUUAACAAUGGCCGUUGCAGGUAUACCAUCAUUACAUAUUUGUUUAGAUUUUAUACCGGAUAUUUUACAAUAUACUGAUCUCAAUAAACAGUCAUUUGCAAUAGAUUUAGCAUCACAUCUUUGUUGUCAAUAUCCAAUACCACGUUCAUUUAGUAUUGCAAAAUUAUGUUUUGAAUUUGCUAACACACAUCUUUCAUUGUUACCAAAUGAAAAACUAUGUCAAUUUUAUCUAUCAAUAUUACCGGCAUUAGAACGUAUGAUACAAACAUUUCCACCAUUGAUUGAAGGUUUUUUAAAAUUACUUAUACGACUUGGUCAACGUAAUCAAUCAAUAUCGGCAUCAAAACCUGGUUCAAAAUUUCUUUUAAAUUCUUUUGAUCAAUUUCUAUAUCGAUCAUCCGAAGCAGAUUCAUCUCCAUUGCCAAUGAUUACUAAUGAUGGCAACAAUCAAUCAUCAUCAUUAUCAAUACAGAAAAAAUAUUCCAAAUCAAAAUUAAUCGAUAUGACAUGGUUAGAUUUUAAUAAAAAUAUAAUGAAAAAAUUAUCACCAGAAGAAUCAUUAUCAUUGGCUAUACAGAAAACAUUUGCUAUGGUAUGUCAAUUAAAUUCGUUAAAUCGAAUAUAUCGUGAUAAAACAAUAUAAAAUCAUUCAAUUCAAUUUAUUCAUUUG
Molecule: messenger RNA, 4100 nt
Organism: Dermatophagoides pteronyssinus (European house dust mite)
Lineage: Eukaryota; Metazoa; Arthropoda; Arachnida; Sarcoptiformes; Pyroglyphidae
Gene: IntS2
Product: integrator complex subunit 2
Biological process (GO): snRNA 3'-end processing
Cellular component (GO): integrator complex
Source: RefSeq, a predicted model, not a curated record